GCCUUCAAUUCCUCUGAAGUCCCUGCUGAUGCCCAGGACAUGGGAGCCCCUGGGGAUGGAUGAAGGAAUCCCUGCCCACAUUUAUUGCCUUCGAGGCCAGCAGCCAGGAAAAGGAGAGAGAAGAUGUUAGUUAUGGUGCUCCAGAGGUUGUUAACAGAGACGAUGGCGCGUACCUCACUGGGGGUCAGAGAGAGGACAGAACCAAACCAGUCCUGCCUAGCAAGGUGGUGCUUUUCCGUCUACUGGGGGAGAAGGAGAGGGAGGGGCCUCUGGGAAGGAAUCUGCUGACCGGGCCUCUUUCCCUGGCCUGCCGGGGGAGUGUCGUCAAGCUCUGCGCCGACCCUGCCAAAACAAAUGGCCGCAGGCCGAUUCCCGCGGAAUUGCAAGACUGUGGGAAGACGUGCCAGCUCGAUGGUGGGGGUCACCCUAGGUGUGUCUGUCAAGACCCCCUGACAUGUACCCAGAGCAUGAGCGAGUUUGCGCAUGUCUGUGGUGCAGAUAACAAGACCAACAACACCUGCCAGCUCUUUGCGACCAAAUGCAACCUCGAGGGCACCAAGCGGGGUCGAGGGCUCCACCUUGACUAUGCUGGACCCUGCAAACAACUUCAGCACAAACUGUGGUCCCCCCUACGCAUGCGUGACUGGCUGAAGAAGAUCCUGCUGCAGCUAUACGAGCGUGACACGCAUACCCCUGGCCUCCUGAGCGCCAAGCAGCAGCUGCGACUUCACGCCCCACAGGGAUACAGCCAGAUAAGGUUCCUCUGCCACUCAGAGCUGGCCCAGCUGAGGGUGCCAUUGGUCCCCAUGGAGCACUGCGCCUCCCGCUUCUUCCGGGAAUGUGACAGGGACAAGGACGGCCUGGUGUCCUUCAAGGAGUGGGGCCGCUGCUUGGGGAUCAGGGAUGGUUGUGGAGUUGAGUCCCGCCCUCCUGACCCAAAAGUGGCCGUCAUCUAA
Messenger RNA from Brienomyrus brachyistius, 956 nucleotides. RefSeq names its product SPARC-like. Gene Ontology annotation, biological process: anatomical structure development. Gene Ontology annotation, molecular function: calcium ion binding; extracellular matrix binding; protein binding. The record is from RefSeq and is a predicted model, not a curated record. Lineage: Eukaryota; Metazoa; Chordata; Actinopteri; Osteoglossiformes; Mormyridae.